CGAGCAGCAAGUGACCAACUCCUCAUCAAUCACACCGCUGCAAUCCACGAUGGUCAAGUCCUUUGUGCCGUUCGCGACUCUUCUCCUUGCGACGGCAUCCGCCGCCUCCGUACCCGAUGGUACGUGGCCCACAAGCACCGGAACCGUCCAAUACGCUGAAGCCUACAUUAUCAAGGCUGGUGAAGUAUUCGACGGCAAGAUGCAGACGUUCGAGCGCUCCGACGUCUCGUGUGAGGGUCAAACCGAGAGUGGAGCCGACACCGCCGCCAAGCUGAGUAACAUCCACGUGAAGACGACGAACGGCAACAACGAUGUGAAGGUGUGUCAGUGGUCGCAGGGCGGCAGUUCGCCGUCGAACCUGGGCGACGGUCCGUCGGGUACGCUGUGCCAGUACUCGGAGAGCGACGUCCACAUCAACGAGUAA
This is a messenger RNA of Phytophthora nicotianae INRA-310, 424 nucleotides long. RefSeq lists its product as hypothetical. The coding region runs from base 50 to 424 and encodes 124 amino acids. Lineage: Eukaryota; Oomycota; Peronosporomycetes; Peronosporales; Peronosporaceae. Gene Ontology annotation, cellular component: extracellular region. Gene Ontology annotation, biological process: pectin catabolic process. The transcript has 2 exons. Gene Ontology annotation, molecular function: pectate lyase activity. The record is from RefSeq and is a predicted model, not a curated record.